AUGAAUGAUAUUAUAUUGAUUUAUUUAAUAUGUGCACCUAUAUCGAUCAUUGGUUCACUCUUUAUCAUUAUUACAUGGGGACUGUUUGCAAAGGUCGGUCAGCAUAGUGGAUCGAAUUUUAUAUUCUUUCAAAGUAUAGCUGAUUUAAUAUUUACUUUUAAAUAUAUCCUUACUAUUAUAUUAUAUUAUGCAGGAGUGGAGCAGUUUGACGAUUCGGUGGUAGAUACGAAAUCGUCGUCGGCAGUAUGCUUCUUCUUGGGUAUGUGGGGACAGUACUUUGGACAGGCGACAGUCAUGUGGAGUUUCAUGAUGACCGUCAAAGUAUUCCUAUCGUUCUUCUACGCCAACAUCGAUAACAGCAACAGCAUCAAGUGGUAUCACAUCUUUGUAUGGUCAUUCUGCGGUAUCAAUGCAAUCAUUAUCGCUGCAUUCAAACAAUAUGGUCCAAGUUCAAAUGGUUUCCAUUGUGAUUUUAAUGUUGAUUCUUUGGAAGAUGCAGAGAAAUAG
Molecule: messenger RNA, 507 nt
Organism: Heterostelium album PN500
Lineage: Eukaryota; Evosea; Eumycetozoa; Acytosteliales; Acytosteliaceae
Gene: crlF
Product: G-protein-coupled receptor family protein
Exons: 3
Coding region: 1-507 (168 amino acids)
Biological process (GO): cell surface receptor signaling pathway; adenylate cyclase-activating G protein-coupled receptor signaling pathway
Cellular component (GO): plasma membrane
Molecular function (GO): G protein-coupled receptor activity
Source: RefSeq, a predicted model, not a curated record